CACUUCCGACUCAUGCACUCGUUGCGAAUCAUUCCGCCGGGGGCGCGCUGACUGAGCUAACAGCUAAUCAGCUAACGGAGCAGGGAGAAAGGGAGCCCGGACGAUUCACAACACACAGUGAACUAGAGUAAUCUGCAAAAAACAAAAACAAAAAACCUGCUAUAAUCUGACCACAAACGGCAAAGGAACUCUUAUCCCAGAUGAACAUGUUCAGUGUCCUAUAAUAGAAAUAAUAAUCAAAACACCACUAUACAAUCCAAGGCGUCUGUGCUUUCACUCUCAGCAAAAUGGAAACGGAAGCUGAGGUAAUCCCUAUUUGGCAAAAUAAACCACAUGGAUCAACUCGUAGUGUGGUGAGACGAAUCGGCUCGACACUGCCUCUUAAACCCUGUCCCAGGGCUUGUUUCCAGGAACUCCCAGGGCUUCCGCCAAUGCGUUCUAUGGAUGGUCCUUUGGUGCCUACAUUGGCAGAUAUUGCCUGGAUUGCAGAUGAUGAGCAGGAGACAUAUGCCAGAGUCAGGAGUGACACACGUCCCCUGAGGCAUGAGUGGAGGCCAACGCCGCUGCUGGUUAUGCACAGGAACUCGUCUGUGCCAAACUUCAGACGAGAAGGCAGGCGAGUCGAAGGUCUGAGGAAACCAGGUGUAACCGCUUUAAACCGCACUACAGCUUUACAAGAUGAGCUGAGUCGACUCCGAGCCCAAAUCGCCAAGAUUGUCGCUGCAGAAUCAGAUUCGAAUCCCAUUACCCCUGACCUGCUGUCUCCUGACGACACUAGUGUGGGCUUCUCCAUGGCUCAUUUUGAGACAGCUGCUUACCAGCCGGCCCCCACAGCCUCCUUUGUCAUCAGUGAUGUCACAGAGGAGGAAGAAGUGGAAGAGGACGAGGAGGAGGAGGAGGAGGUGUCAGAGCUAGUGCCUGAUCCUAUGCCACCAGUUUCCAUGACUGCAUCUGCAACUUUUGAUCUCGAUCGGCCUACUAUGGACUUCCGAGAGCCAGAGGAGGAUACUGUGUCUCUUUCAAAAUCAACAAGCUUCGCUGAUGUCAUGGACAUCCUGAAAGAUAUGAACCGCAUGAAGAUGAGCAAGGACAGAUAUAACCGUGGGUGCACCUCACUGAGGGAGGAAAAUUCUGCCUCUCUUAUAUCUGAAGCAUUGAGAAAGAAAUUCAUUCUGAAGGAUGAUGACAUCAGUGUGAGGAAAUAAUCAAUCAUCCAAACCCUCGCAGCAUACUCUCCAUGUAAGGCUAAACUGCAUGGAAAGCUUUUCUCUUUGGUUUAAAGUUGGAAAUUUGAGAUACAAAACCAAGAGAAUAAAACAUGGCUGUGAAUUUUUAUGUCCUUGAAUCUUAUCUUUUUUUCCUACUGGGUCAAUAGGCCCAUGCCUGUGGACCGUUGCCGUGAAACCCCAUAAAGCCUCUGAAUAAACUCAAUGGACAUAUUCUGCGCUCCCACAAUGCUGUGCUGUUGUGACACGUCUGGAAGGAAAAGAAGCAGUUGUUGUCAGCACACACACACACACACACACACACACACACACACACACACACACACACACUCUCCAACUUGCACUGAGCAGCCAACAAGUUUGUAAUGUGUGUGUGUGUGUGUGUGUGUGUGUGUGUGUGUGUGUGUGUGUGCGUGCGCACAUAAGGGUCCAUAAGCAUAGCUUUGAUCAGUGAUCACUGAGCCUUUGUUGUUCCAUCAUAGAUUUUGUGAAAUCCAAGCACUACUUCCUGUUUCACCAUCAUCGUUUUGUCAAUUUUAAUAGGACAGUAAUAUCUUCAGAUCCUUCAACAAACAUGCGAUUUCACACUAUAUUAUUCAAGCCAUGAAACCACAGAAGAGUCCUGGAGGAGCCCAGUUCCAGUUUAUCGUCUUGUAGAUGUAUAGUUUGGAGCUGUAGAAGUGUUUCUCUUGCCUUACACGUUCCCUCAUACAAACCCUGUAAUACUUGAAGCUGUUUUGAUGCGUGAUCUGAUGUUUCAAUACUGACAUGCGUUUGCCUCUAUUUAGACUAAACAAAAAGACGUUCUUCUAUUUAAAGUGUGUUUGUGCAUGUGCACUGAAGACUUUGGAUUGCAUUCACUUGUAAUUAGCGCUCUGUGAUGUUCCCUUCUACCCUACAGACUUUUGAAGUGUAUAUUGUGCCAGGAGACUGAUGUGGUUCAGCAAAUAGUGCAACAUAAGUUUGAAUUCAUAAUGUGUGUGGUUUAUGUUCAGGAAGUACAUUGUGUCAGGCAGGUUGUAAAUGUUUCUGUAAAAUCUGAAUAGCAUGUGUGACUGUAAGCCAGUUUUGAGGAUGCCUCAUGUUUUAUAUGAUGAUGAAGGAUGCUUUUUUUCCCGCUUUGCAAAGUGUAACAAGAAGCUAUUUUAAUGCAUACACUGCUUUUGUGCCACGGUCGCUCACUAAAGUGGGAAUCAAACCCAAAA
Cyprinus carpio (common carp) is the source of this 2431-nucleotide messenger RNA. Its product is annotated as mitochondrial fission regulator 1-like. Gene Ontology annotation, biological process: mitochondrial fission; aerobic respiration. Gene Ontology annotation, cellular component: mitochondrion. NCBI's taxonomy places the organism in Eukaryota, Metazoa, Chordata, Actinopteri, Cypriniformes, Cyprinidae. The record is from RefSeq and is a predicted model, not a curated record.